Capsella rubella is the source of this 977-nucleotide messenger RNA. RefSeq names its product 3-isopropylmalate dehydratase small subunit 3. NCBI's taxonomy places the organism in Eukaryota, Viridiplantae, Streptophyta, Magnoliopsida, Brassicales, Brassicaceae. The transcript is spliced from 2 exons. Bases 63 to 818 code for a protein of 251 amino acids. The record is from RefSeq and is a predicted model, not a curated record.
UUUUGUUGACUGGCUUCACCAAUCUCGACCACAGCAAAGACAAAAGAGAAGAGAAACAAACAAUGGCGGCUUCUCUGCAAUUUGGAAACCCUACAUUGUCCCGAAACCUAUCUUCUCCAAACAACUCUUCCUCUUUCGCUCCCUUCCGAUCUCCAUUUCUCAGAUUCAAUUCCACCUCCGUCGCUUCCGAUUUCAAACCCCUCGUUUCGAGAAAUGCAUCCUCAUCCUUCGUCACUCGCUCAGCCGCCGAGCCUCAAGAGAGAAAGACCUUCCACGGCCUUUGCUACGUCGUCGGUGAUAACAUCGACACUGACCAAAUCAUUCCCGCAGAGUUUCUCACUCUCGUCCCUUCGAAUCCAGACGAGUACGAGAAACUCGGUUCCUACGCUUUAAUUGGUCUCCCAGCUGCUUACAAGGAGCGAUUCGUUGAGCCUGGUGAGAUGAAGACGAAGUACUCGAUCAUCAUCGGCGGUGAAAACUUCGGAUGUGGAUCGUCACGUGAACACGCUCCGGUCUGUCUUGGUGCGGCGGGAGCUAAAGCAGUGGUGGCUCAGUCUUACGCUAGAAUCUUUUUCAGGAACUCUGUGGCUACGGGUGAGGUAUAUCCUCUGGAUUCGGAAGUUAGGGUUUGUGAUGAGUGUAAAACAGGGGAUGUUGCGACGGUUGAGUUGAGGGAAGGUGAUAGUAUUCUGAUCAAUCAUACGACGGGGAAAGAGUAUAAGCUGAAGCCUAUUGGUGAUGCUGGACCUGUCAUUGAUGCUGGAGGCAUAUUUGCUUAUGCUAGGAAAGCUGGGAUGAUUCCUUCUGCUGCUGCCUGAUUUUGCCAUCAGGGGUCAAUGCGUGCGCAUGAGAAGUCUCUUCAAAGGUCGUCCAUCCUGUGAUCCAAUAAAAAAAUAACAAUAAAAUGUAUGUUUGAACCUAUUUUAUGCUUUAUGAAUAUAUAUGACUGUUGGUUUAGUUUUCUUUCAGUUUCUUCU